AUGGCUGAUCGGAGUUUGGCAGUUGUGAAGCCGGUAUGGAUGAAACAAGCUGAGGAAGCUAAGAUCAAAAGCGAAGCUGAGAAAGACACGGCGGCAAAAGCUGCUUUCGAAGCAAGUUGUAAGGGUUUGGAGAUGGCUCAUAAGCCGAUUGGGCCUGUGGAUCCUUCGAAGUGCACUGCUGCUGGUACUGGAAUUGCUGGAGGAACGGCUUGUGCUGCUUCUUCGUUCGGUGUGGUGACCAAAGAUUCCGAUGAGAGGAAGGUUUUGACGGGUGGUGCUCAGAUCAAGGUGAAAGUGACACCGGGUUUGGGUGUUGGAGGGUCUGAUCAAGAAGGGAUUGUGAAGGAUAUGGGGGAUGGAAUUUAUACGGUUAUUUAUGGGUUAAUAUCCACUCCAUUUCUUUGUUCCUCCAUUUUCUCCUUUACUAUAUGCAUUUCUAUGACAUGUGACAUAUAA
Lathyrus sativus (Indian pea) is the source of this 456-nucleotide messenger RNA. The record is from the annotation of a GenBank genome assembly. Lineage: Eukaryota; Viridiplantae; Streptophyta; Magnoliopsida; Fabales; Fabaceae.